GUUUACGCGAGACGGAAGUUAUGCAGCUGUCAAACUUCAGGGAUUUUCGUUCUUUUUCCGGCAACUCUACCAGUGUCGAGCACACAUUCGAUAUUGUAGUGAUCUAAACAAUGUCUAAAAGAGGACGUGGAGGAUCCGCGGGAGGAAAGUUCCGCAUCUCGCUCGGUCUGCCCGUUGGGGCAGUUAUCAACUGCGCUGAUAAUACAGGAGCCAAAAAUCUGUACGUCAUUGCCGUACAUGGAAUUCGUGGUCGUCUGAACCGUCUACCUGCCGCCGGUGUCGGAGAUAUGUUCGUGGCUACCGUCAAAAAAGGUAAGCCAGAACUGAGGAAAAAGGUUAUGCCGGCGGUGGUGAUCAGGCAGCGGAAACCCUUCCGCAGGCGGGACGGUGUGUUCCUUUAUUUUGAGGACAAUGCAGGAGUGAUAGUAAACAAUAAGGGCGAAAUGAAAGGCUCUGCUAUCACCGGCCCCGUGGCGAAAGAAUGUGCCGACCUGUGGCCCCGUAUUGCAUCGAACGCGGGUUCGAUAGCGUAAUUGUUAGUUUAUUUUUCCUGGAUUAACGGAUGUGCUGUCAGAGAAUUGUAAGAUCAAGGGAGAAUCGUACGGAAUAAAACCACGGUGAGAAGAAAAUGUUUAAUCAA
Molecule: messenger RNA, 640 nt
Organism: Malaya genurostris
Lineage: Eukaryota; Metazoa; Arthropoda; Insecta; Diptera; Culicidae
Gene: RpL23
Product: large ribosomal subunit protein uL14
Exons: 3
Coding region: 111-533 (140 amino acids)
Biological process (GO): translation
Cellular component (GO): ribosome; cytosolic large ribosomal subunit
Molecular function (GO): structural constituent of ribosome; large ribosomal subunit rRNA binding
Source: RefSeq, a predicted model, not a curated record